AAGAACCCAGGAGUAAGCACCAUAUCGAAUAUGAAAUUAUUUUAUAAAUGAUUUGAGCAACACCUUUUUGAUAGUAACACGUACAUUGUUUGGACCUAUUUGUUACCAUGGAGGAGACGAACAGAGAGGCUGUUGCCACUGCUGUGCAGAGGGUCGCGGGGAUGCUGCAGCGCUCUGACCAGCUCGACAAAGUGGAGCAGUACCGACGGAGAGAGGCACGGAAGAAAGCCUCUGUGGAGGCUCGUCUUAAGGCAGCUAUUCAGUCCCAGCUAGAUGGAGUAAGGACAGGCCUCACUCAAUUGCAUAACGCACUGUGUGAUGUAAAGGACAUUCAGAACUCUUUGGCAGAUGUCAGUAAAGACUGGAGACAGAGCAUCAACACCAUAGAGAACCUGAAGGAUGUGAAGGAUGCAGUGGUUCAGCACAGCCAGCUGGCCUCAGCCGUGGAAAACCUUAAGAACAUCUUUUCAGUGCCUGAAAUAGUACGAGAGACUCAUGACCUGAUCGAACAAGGGGAGCUUCUCCAGGCUCACCGCAAGCUCAUGGACCUGGAGUGUUCCCGUGACGACCUCAUGUACGAACAGUACCGCAUGGACAGCAAGAACACCCACGACAUGAAUUUGAUCCGUGGUUACUUUGGCCAAGUUCAAGGCCUGUCAGAGGAGCUAGCCAAACAACUAUGGAUGGUCCUCCAGCGGGCCAUGGUGACAGUCCGUCGCGACCCCACCAUGCUGGUGUCUGUGGUUCGUAUCAUCGAACGCGAGGAGAAGAUCGACCGUAAGAUGCUAGAACGAAAGAAGCAGUCAGGUUUCAUCCCGCCAGGUCGACCCAAGUGCUGGAAGAACCGUAUGAACCAGGUUCUGGAGGGUACAGUGAGCGCCCGUAUUGAGGGAACCCAGUCAGAGACGCGCGAGUCAGACAAGAUGUGGCUAGUGCGUUUGCUGGAGAUCACCAGAAAGUAUGUGCUGGAUGACUUGAUUGUGGUGAAGAACCUGAUGGUCCAGUGCUUCCCUCCACACUACAACACCUUCCAGGUUUUCUUUGACCUCUACCACCGAGCGCUGUCUGCACGUGUGCAGGAGCUUGCCGCAGAAGACCUGGAGGCUAAUGAGAUUGUGUCAUUACUAACCUGGGUCCUCAACACUUAUAAAAGUCCAGAGAUGAUGGGUCACCCAGACCUGUACCCCGAGUGCGAUGCGAAGACGCUGGAGCCACUGCUGCCUGAGGAAAUGGUGGACGUGCUACUCAGUAAAUAUGUCCAAACCUUCACAUCUAACAUCACAGGCUGGCUCCGUAAGGCCCUGGACACGGAUAAGAAGGACUGGCAGAAGGACACAGAACCCGAAGCAGAUCAGGACGGUUACUAUCAGACGACCCUGCCAGCUAUCGUCUUCCAGAUGUUUGAGCAGAACCUACAGGUGGCUGCCUCCAUCAACGAGUCCUUUAAGGAGCAAGUCCUGAAACUGUGUUUGAAACAGAUGAACACGUUCUUGAUUAGGUACAAGGAUGAAGCAGUUGCUUACAAGGAUGAACACUUGAAAGACCGCCAGCUUCCGCAGUGUUACGUGCAGUAUAUGAUCGCUAUCAUCAACAAUUGCCAGACUUUCAAGGAGUCUAUCAACAGCCUGAAAAGAAAGUAUUCAAACUCAACCGAACCCACCCAGAAUGACGCUGCCAUUGAGAAGACGUUGAAUGAAGUGGCCAAAGAGGGUUGCCAGUUCCUGCUGGACGAAGUUUUCUUAGAUUUGGAGAAUCAUCUUAAUGAGUUGCUGACUCGCAAGUGGUUAACAGGCUCCCAUGCUGUGGACACCAUCUGUGUGACUUUGGAGGAUUACUUUAAUGAUUUUGCAAAGAUUAAGAAGCCUUACAAUCAGGAGAUGACCACCGAGGCUCAUCGGCGGGUGGUGGUGGAGUACCUGAAGGCGGUGAUGCAGAAGAGAAUCACGUUUAAAAACGCUGAUGAGAGAAAAGAGGGAGGAGACAGAAUGAUCAAAGAGGCGGAGCAGUUCAAGUUCCUCUUCAGAAAACUCUCAGCAGGAGAGGACACAGACAGGCUGUGUGACUCCAUCACUGCCAUCGCUGAGGUGUUUAAACUGACUGACCCCAGUCUGCUCUACCUGGAGGUGUCUACACUGGUCUCCAAGUACCCAGACAUCAGGGAGGAACACAUUUUAGCAUUGUUGGCAGUUCGUGGGGAUGCCAGUCGGGACAUGAGGCAGAUGAUUAUUGAGACGCUGAAUCAGAACAAACCUUCCUCCUCGACCACGUCUCAGCCCAUCUUCAGAGACAUCACCGUGCCAACCAUGUCCAUGACGGCCAUGACCUCGAUGGCUGUGCCUAAACUGCUGAAAUAAUCCAGGCCGGGACCUUUCUCUACCAUUUAUCACUGAACAGCUAACAAUGUUACACACA
Molecule: messenger RNA, 2412 nt
Organism: Chanos chanos (milkfish)
Lineage: Eukaryota; Metazoa; Chordata; Actinopteri; Gonorynchiformes; Chanidae
Gene: exoc3
Product: exocyst complex component 3
Exons: 13
Coding region: 108-2354 (748 amino acids)
Biological process (GO): exocytosis; exocyst localization
Cellular component (GO): exocyst
Molecular function (GO): SNARE binding
Source: RefSeq, a predicted model, not a curated record